Exophiala bonariae is the source of this 3195-nucleotide messenger RNA. RefSeq lists its product as uncharacterized. Gene Ontology annotation, biological process: RNA 3'-end processing. Gene Ontology annotation, molecular function: nucleotidyltransferase activity. NCBI's taxonomy places the organism in Eukaryota, Fungi, Ascomycota, Eurotiomycetes, Chaetothyriales, Herpotrichiellaceae. The coding region runs from base 1 to 3195 and encodes 1064 amino acids. The transcript has a single exon. The record is from RefSeq and is a predicted model, not a curated record.
AUGGAGAGGGGUUCUGGUAUUAUCCACCGCAGUGUGCCUGUACAAAUUACACAAUCCAAAUCUAUGCCUUCGACUCCUUUCCAACGCCCACAGUCUCGAUCAGACCUGAGAAAUUCUCCUUCUCCAGACCAGCCCUUGAAACACGGGUCCCCUCGCUCACAACCUUCCUCAGACAGGAGUCACACUCCACCCACUGUACGAAAACGUUAUGGAGGUUGCAAGUAUGAGACCGGUAUGGCAAGGGCAAGACGGCGGGUUCCUUAUUCACUCGGGCCCGAACCGUUGGACAAGGACAAAGGGGAUCUGAAAUCGCGGUUGACUCAUGAGGAGGACGAGAAGUUGACUAAACAGAUGACACAACUCUACCAAGAUCUCCAACCUACACCAGAGAGCGAAGAACGCCGGUCAAACUUUAUUGCAAAAUUAAAGCGCAUCCUUUUGGCACGUUGGCCAAACUCCUCGAUUACCGUCAAUGUUUUCGGGUCAACAGGAAACAAUCUGGGGACUUCGGACUCUGAUGUCGACAUUUGUAUCACCACGGACUGCAAGGAGUUAGAACAUGUCUGCUCAAUUGCUGAGCUACUUGCAAACAAUGGUAUGGAAAGAGUCGUCUGCGUUUCAAGCGCCAAGGUACCGAUCGUCAAGGUCUGGGAUCCAGAAUUACAGGUUGCGUGUGACAUCAACGUCAACAACCCAUUAGCAUUGGAAAAUACCGAGAUGGUGCGGACGUACGUCGCGAUUGAUAGUCGCGUACGCCCAUUGGCGAUGAUCAUCAAAUACUGGGCCAAGCGCAGAAUAUUGAAUGAUGCUGGUAGGUCACAAUUUACCCCAAUCCAGAUGAGUUGUACUGAUACCCCCAUAGCCCUUGGAGGCACUCUCAGCUCCUAUACAUGGAUUUGCCUUGCAUUAAACUUCCUCCAAACUCGCGAUCCUCCAGUGUUGCCGGCCUUGCAGCAAGCGGCCUUGGAACCCAAGUUGCUGGCUGGAGUAAACGUGUCCUUUGAUCGAGACACAGCCAACUAUGAAAAUUUUGGUGCUCGGAGCAAGUCAUCCUUGGGAGAGCUUCUCUUUCACUUUUUCCGAUAUUACGGCCACGAGCUAGAUUUCGAGCACAAUGUGGUGUCGGUACGACUCGGCAAAGUGCUACCAAAAGUUGAGAAAUCCUGGCAUUUAUUGCAGGAUAAUCGCCUUUGUGUUGAAGAGCCUUUCAACAUCUCCCGAAACCUCGCCAACACGGCUGAUGACACAUCCAUGCGCGGAAUUCACUUGGAGCUGCGGCGUGCCUUUGAUCUCCUUGGACAGGGGAAGCUUGAUGCGUCUUGCGAACAAUUCGUGCACGCCCCUGAAGAGAUUAAACCCUCUGAUAUAUUCGUUCCUCCGUCCUCCCGUCCGGUAAUCCCACAGGCACCCACGCAACCAUCAAGAGGUGGUCGAAAUGGGGCACGAGGGGGGAGGCAUGCGAGUCAUACAAAUCGUAACGUCAAUGGCAGAAGAUCAUCAAACCCUUCUGGACGUGCCUCCACCUAUCUUCGCAAUUUGCCAUUUCAAAUGACGACACAGGAAUUGCAGGCUCAACAGCAACAUCAGCAACAUCUCCUGCAUGACCAGCUAUUCCAGCAAUACCAGUAUCUGCAGCUUCAAGAACAGGAACUGAGGAUGCAGCUUCAUCAGCGAGAACUCCGGCAGCGGGGCCUUCUUGGAUCAGGAUACACCCAAGUGACGGGCUAUCCGUCAUUUGUCAGUCAUGAGGAUGGCCUGGAUGCAACGAGUGGCCAAAUCAAUGGUGUGGGGCGCGCGCCUCUAUCGGCACCAUUAUACCAGCAACGCUUCACCCCCCAGUCGCCCUAUUUGAUGGCAUCUCACUCGUCUCAAGGCGUCGCUACCGACCCGCCGUCUCCCCGGGUCAACACAGUGUAUCCUGAUAGUAGGAGGUUCUCUCGGCGUACUUCGCUGACACAAUCAGCCACCGGCGGAUCUUUGCGAGCCCAUUCACAGCCAGCUCGGGUGAUGCCAAUCUCUUCGCUUCAACAGUUUCACUCGAGGCCAGAUGUCCCCGGAUUUCAUGAUUCUCUUGUCGGACGCAGGUCGUCCGCCUCAUCGACUUCCCAUGAGCACGUGGCUGGCGGCGUAGAACAUGCUUUCGGGUUGUCUGGCUCGAUGCAUGACGCAGGGCGACGACCGGCUGAGUAUCUUGGAUACUAUGUUGGUCAAUCCCCCUCUUUAUCUGCCUAUACCCAAAGUACGACUAUAUCACCCAUCCCUUCACAUGCCGGCUUGGCGAUUCAAAACGGUGGACUAUCUCCUCGCCUAGCAUCGGCGGCAAUACGAGCCUCUCAGGCUCCCCAAGGCCCUUCAUCGCAGUCAGCCAGCAAUGAUAGUAUGCAAACAACUGGAGGAGAUUCACAAGCGAACCAAAAUGAACAUUCGGCAGUAGAGGUGGAAAAGCCAAGGACGGGCCCCUUGGUAGUUGAUGGAUCUAUCAAUUCGCCUCGAAGGAGACGCCAAAAUCAUUUGGCGCAUGAUCUCGACGAGCAAAUGAAUCUGAGUGCUUCAACGUCGGAGGAUUUUGCUUUCGACACGCCUUCAAGCUCCGAUGAGCAGUCACAGGACGCCCUUGAUUUCACUGCUCGGGAACGAAGUCCAUCUCAUAGUCCUAGGGCAAUUCAACUCAAGGUGGGGCAGAAAUCGAUUGCAAACGGAGUUCCCGUGGGCCAUCCACCACUGCAGGAACCGAUCAAACUUGGAGAGGACUUGUCCGGCGUGGAGGGACGAAUCGACUCGGAUGCACUGACGGGCAUUGGCUUAUCCAGGUUAACGAUAAAUGGAGCUUGGCCAUUGGAUCGUAAGCUCUCUUCAGUUGAGGAGGUUCGCACACCGUCGCCCAAAGUGGAAGGGUACAGGUCGAUGAGCGACUCUCCCGAGACGACAGCCAGACCUACGUCACCUCUUCUCCGCGGAGAGGGAACCUUUCAUGGACAGGACAAGGUAUUGGGCCCGAGAACAAAUGGGACUUUACCGACAUACGGUCUCGCUUUGAGCUCUGGGAACAACAUCAACUCGAACAGUGCCUGGCAGACUCAGAAGAAAAAGAAGAAGAACAAGAAGGUAGUGAAGCCCGUCACGGAGACCCAAGGACUCAACAAUUCUGGAGGUGAAACACCACCUGAAAAUGAGUCCCUACGGAAAGGUGGCUAG